This is a messenger RNA of Drosophila yakuba, 2442 nucleotides long. RefSeq names its product glutamine--fructose-6-phosphate aminotransferase [isomerizing] 2. Bases 175 to 2259 code for a protein of 694 amino acids. The record is from RefSeq and is a predicted model, not a curated record. Gene Ontology annotation, biological process: fructose 6-phosphate metabolic process; UDP-N-acetylglucosamine metabolic process; protein N-linked glycosylation. Gene Ontology annotation, molecular function: L-glutamine:D-fructose-6-phosphate transaminase (isomerizing) activity; carbohydrate derivative binding. The transcript has 9 exons. Lineage: Eukaryota; Metazoa; Arthropoda; Insecta; Diptera; Drosophilidae.
UGUUUUUUGAAGUAAACUCAGUGUUAUUUAAACAGCGUAGUUGGCCAGUGUGAGAGCUGUCUGUGCCUGUUCGAGACCAAACCCAGCAACAACCAGCUAGACAGCGACGACCCGGUACUGCAGCCCAGCGAAUUAGAUAUUUAAUAACAUCUAUAUUUUCAAACAUCUAUAAAAAUGUGUGGAAUAUUUGCGUACUUGAAUUAUCUGACACCCAAGUCCCGCCAGGAGGUGCUAGACCUUCUGGUCACGGGCUUGAAGAGAUUGGAAUACCGCGGCUACGACUCUACUGGAGUGGCAAUUGACUCACCGGAUAAUAAAAACAUCGUGAUGGUCAAGCGAACGGGAAAGGUCAAAGUGCUUGAAGAAGCGAUUCAAGAGCACUUCAGCGGAGGAGAAUACAGCAAACCCGUUCUGACCCAUGUCGGCAUUGCCCACACCCGCUGGGCCACCCAUGGUGUUCCUUGCGAGAGGAACUCCCACCCACACCGAUCGGACGACGGAAAUGGUUUCGUCGUAGUACAUAAUGGCAUCAUCACCAACUACAAUGAUGUAAAGACCUUUCUCGCGAAACGAGGUUACGAGUUCGAGUCGGACACGGAUACAGAAGUAUUUGCCAAGCUAGUACACCACCUGUGGAAAACCCAUCCCACCUACUCGUUCCGCGAGCUGGUCGAGCAAGCCAUCCUUCAAGUGGAGGGCGCCUUUGCUAUUGCCGUAAAGUCCAAGUACUUUCCCGGAGAGUGUGUGGCGUCGCGGCGUAGUUCGCCUUUGCUAGUGGGAAUCAAGACAAAAACACGCCUAGCUACUGAUCACAUUCCUAUUCUUUAUGGAAAAGAUGAGAAGAAGCUCAGCCCCGAUCAAGAUGCCGACUCUGGAAAACCUCAAGAUAUUCGCCCACAUGGACAAUCCCGUGAACUGCCAGUGCUACCCCGCUCGGAAAGCACUUCUGAGUUCAUGCCCUUGGAAGAGAAGGAAGUUGAGUACUUCUUCGCGUCGGAUGCCUCAGCCGUCAUAGAGCACACUAACAGGGUCAUCUAUUUGGAGGACGACGAUGUUGCUGCUGUUCGGGAUGGUACAUUGAGUAUCCAUCGCCUGAAGAAGAGCCUGGAUGAUCCGCAUGCUCGUGAAAUCACUACCCUAAAGAUGGAAAUUCAACAGAUCAUGAAGGGAAACUAUGACUAUUUUAUGCAAAAGGAGAUUUUUGAGCAGCCCGACUCCGUGGUGAAUACAAUGCGCGGUCGCGUCCGCUUCGAUGGGAACGCCAUAGUGCUCGGCGGAAUUAAGGACUACAUUCCUGAAAUCAAACGCUGUCGACGCCUGAUGUUGAUAGGAUGUGGCACAUCCUACCACAGCGCUGUUGCCACUAGACAGCUUUUAGAAGAGCUCACGGAGCUCCCCGUGAUGGUUGAGCUUGCUUCCGAUUUCUUAGACCGGAACACGCCUAUUUUCAGAGACGACGUCUGCUUCUUCAUAUCGCAGUCUGGAGAGACUGCCGACACCCUAAUGGCCUUGCGCUACUGUAAGCAGCGGGGAGCUCUGAUUGUGGGAAUUACGAAUACCGUAGGUAGCAGCAUCUGUCGCGAAUCGCAUUGUGGAGUGCACAUAAACGCUGGGCCAGAGAUAGGCGUAGCCUCGACCAAGGCCUACACCUCCCAGUUCAUUUCUUUGGUGAUGUUCGCUCUAGUUAUGUCCGAGGAUCGGCUGUCACUGCAGCAGCGACGGCUUGAAAUUCUGCAGGCGUUGUCCAAUCUCGCGGAUCAAAUCCGAGCCGUUCUGCAGCUGGACUCCAAGGUUCAAGAACUGGCCAAAGACCUUUACCAACACAAGUCACUUCUGAUAAUGGGUAGAGGCUACAACUUUGCCACCUGCCUGGAAGGUGCAUUGAAAGUCAAGGAGUUGACUUACAUGCACAGCGAGGGCAUCAUGGCCGGUGAAUUGAAGCACGGCCCACUGGCUCUUGUAGACGACUCCAUGCCCGUGCUGAUGAUUGUCUUGCGGGACCCCGUUUACGUAAAGUGCAUGAACGCCUUACAACAGGUAACAUCCCGCAAGGGCUGCCCGAUUAUUAUCUGCGAGGAGGGAGACGAGGAGACCAAGGCUUUCUCCUCUCGCCAUCUAGAGAUUCCUCGCACCGUCGACUGCCUGCAAGGAAUUCUCACCGUUAUACCAAUGCAACUGCUGUCUUAUCAUAUUGCCGUUCUCCGCGGAUGCGACGUUGACUGUCCCAGAAACCUGGCAAAGUCCGUCACAGUUGAGUAAACACUUAGAUAUUUGGAACCACAUUAAGUCGAGUUCCGACUUUGUACCUAUACAUGAUAUUCUCCACAUUUUGUUGUGAAAAUUUACAAAACAAUGCAUAUCUUCAAAAUACCAUUAUUAUAAAAUAUAUUCACUUUAUCCAGACUAAAUUUUCGUUGAAUAAAAUGUAUUUUGUUUACAAAA